Molecule: messenger RNA, 2987 nt
Organism: Maylandia zebra (zebra mbuna)
Lineage: Eukaryota; Metazoa; Chordata; Actinopteri; Cichliformes; Cichlidae
Biological process (GO): positive regulation of microglial cell activation; positive regulation of phagocytosis, engulfment; positive regulation of calcium-mediated signaling
Cellular component (GO): plasma membrane
Molecular function (GO): transmembrane signaling receptor activity
Source: RefSeq, a predicted model, not a curated record
GUGAUCUCCUGCAGUUUAUUCUCCUACUGAAUUAACUUCAGAAUGAACAUCCACUGUCUCCUCUUCUACUGGUCCUUCUUCUUCUCAGCGCUGUGUAGCUGUGGGCUCAUCAGUGCAAAAACAAUCAUCCACACAGAAGGAGGCAGUAUCACAGUGGAGUGCUCCUUCUCCUUAUCUGGAAGAAAAAAGUUUCUCUGUAAGGAUAAAUGCGAAGAAGGAGACGUUCUCAUUGAAACUGAAGGUGACACAGCUCAAAGGGGCCGAUAUAGCAUCCAGUAUGAAGAGGGAUCCUUUCCAGUAUCGUCUACAGUUCUGUAUGUGAGCUUCACAGAGCUCACAAAGUCCGACUCUGGACGAUACUCGUGUGGUUUGGAACGGCCUCUCUUACCAGACUCAUAUCAGGAGUUUGAAGUCAGAGUUAUAGAUGCCUUGAAGACUUUCCCUGAGACACUGAGGCAGCUUGAACAGCAGCAGACUGGCGAAACAGCUCAGGCUCUCAGUUUCAAAGCUCAUGUCCUGCCUCUGGUCACAUGUGUCACUGUGCUGUUUGCUGCUGUUGUGUUGCUCUUCUACAAAUGGAUCAGAAUAAGGGAGACUGAUGGUUUGACCACCAGGAGGCAGUCAGACACAAAGAACAACACAAGCAGAAACCUGGAGUUUUCCACAUGCAGGAAGUGCUCUCCAGUCUCUAGAUGUGCAGACUUCACCCCCCCAGUGGAUGAAACCUGCAGCAGUCAUAAUAAAAUCUACUGUAACCUCUGAACCUUUGUUUCACCUUCUCACCAUCAGAACUAAUGCAACUAAAACGAUCUAAUCACUCACCAAACAAUUUAUUAGGAACAUCUUGCUUUUACCAGGUUGGGGCCACUUGUCCCAUGCUGGAAGCACCUGCCGUGUGGUCAUCAGGUGUUGUACAUGUUUAGCAACAAUACUCAUGAAGGCUGUGGCACUUAAACAAUGCACAGUUGGCACUAAAGCCCCUUUUCCAUUAGUACCUAUUCGACUCGCCACAACUCUACUUGUAUGUGUGCGCUUGUCGUCAAACGCAUCUCUUAUGACUCGAGUGAUGCUCUUAAAGGGAGCAGCUAAAAGAAAAAGAACAUUAAGAUCAGAAAAACAUCUUGAAUCCCCAAAAGACUGUUUGUAUGUGAUAUAGUGUUUGUUCAGUUUGCUUAUAAAUGUUAUAAUUGUGCCAAAAAGGACCUCCCAAGGUGUAUAACCUAAUAAACAAACCAGUCUUUAUUUAGGUGAAAAACUGAAGUCCAUAAAAAUCCACAAAGAAAACUCAGAAAAGACUCCAAAAUCUUCCUGAGCUCCAGAAGCACACAUGAAUAGGCAAAAUAAGCAAACUAUAGAAUAAGGAGAACAGCACAGGGUUGAAACUCAGGCCAAAGUUUGAUUAAAAUCAAAACGGUAGCUUUUAUUGCUGGAAAAAACUAACAUCAAAUGCAAAACUAAACUAGAAACAGGAAACAAGAAACUUCAACAAGAAAACAAACCAGCAUCUGUCAACUUGGCAUAAUGAGGGUACAACACAACAAAGAAUAAGGGAAAACCCAGGGCUUAUAUAAACAGUGGGAUAACAAGGGAAUGAGACACAGCAGGAGAAAACAGCUGGGAGUAAUCAGACUUAAUAAGACAAAAAAAAGCAAAGCAGAAUCCAAUGACUAAAAACAGACUGUCAAAAUAAAAGAGGAAGUAUAAAACAGAGAAGCGGACUCUACACUGAGGCAGAGGAUUGAACCAUGGGACGGGAAAAAAGCACAGAGUAGAUAUAACAUGGACACAGGGAAGGCACACUGACUGAAACUAUAAGCUAGAGCAACACAAUAUAACCUCAAAACAACUAAAACCAUGAAUAACAAAUAAUGAAGAAAUAUUAAUUAAACACAAAACACUGGGUCACACCCAGGACCAUGACAUUGAGAAUUACACACAGCUGAACAAGAUCAGAUAAUGAGAUUUGAGAAAGUAAAAUAAAAACAAGGCACAAAAGACAAAGACUGUCAACUUAAAACAGAAAGUAAACAUGGCAGAGAAACAAGAAACAAAGUAUACAAGGGAAGCUUAAGUAAACUUAAAGUAAAAAUCAUUACAACAACAUGAUGUCACAGCCCUGGGCCUCGGAGGGAGUGAGACCUCCCUUUGCUUCAAGCAAAUCCAAGAGUGCAAGGACUCGUUGACAAAUGGUUAAUUGGAGUCCUGUGCCUCCCUCUCGUAGGCAGAUUGAAGUGUGACAGCCCACGCAGAUGAUUGGCUGCCUGGGGAUCCCAUGGUAAUCCAAGAGGCAAUGAGUGGCUGAUUGUGUGCACUGCAGUUAUAAAAGGCUGAAGCGCCUUCACUCUAUUCACUUCUUUCUAAUCAAUGAUUUUAGAUGUUAUUUUUUUCUCUUUUUAUAUAAGCAAAUAUGUGUUUUUGUGCUUGAGUAAAUUAAAGCCCAAUUUAAAAAAUAUAAGAUGUACUAUGUUUCAUAUUAUAAUCAUGAUGAUUUUCUUUUGCGUGUACGCCAAAAAUCCUGUCAAGUGGAAUCAAAACAUUCUUGUAAGCAUAAAAAAUUCCUGCAACACAUUUUGGAAAACUUUAUAUAUGUAAUAUGAGACAGAAAAUUGCAUCAUAUUUUUAUUUGAAAAUCUUGUUUUCUGUAACAUGCUUUGCUGACUUUUGAGUUGUCUAGUUUAGAGUUAAUAAAAUCAAAAAAAAGAGUUAAUAAAAUCAUACAUACAGUAGAAAUCAGAGUAGAAUCAGUCUUCAUCUGUAUAAGUGCACCCUAUUUGCUACUGUCUUGCAGCCACUCACGGAAAAUACUUGCUCCAGUUUGGGGUAAUAGACUAAACUUCUGGCCACCUGGUCUGCCACAUUUUCAUCUGGCUGAAGACCUUUGUCUCUCAUCGCAGCCAUCGCACACUGUACAACAUGUUUGUACUCCAGAGGCAGGAAUGGGAUGAAAACAUCAACCAGACAACUGUCAAUAAAAGUUGACUUUGAAA